CACGAAGAAGAAGUUGGUUAUCAGUCUGAGAAAAAGCCGUGAACUGGUCGCUGGCUGGAGAUUUCACUUUUAUCCGUGAAGGAAAGUACGUUGCUUCGUGGUGAAUGAGUAGAUCUCUUGGGACGGUUUAAUUCCUCCGGUUAGGGGUGUUUUAAAACUAGCAGUAUGUUCGGGAAGAAGAAGAGGGCUCCGUUGCCAAAGGGCCAGGGCGCAGCUGCAGCCAAACAGAUGGGUUUGUUUGUGGACUUCAACCCAGAGGCGAUGACGCAGGACAUGGAUGAUCCGACCGUGGAUGAUGCUGAUCUAGAGGCCGAGUUAUCAGCUCUCACUGGGGGCAAGCCUGCUGGAGGGAGACUAAAGCAGAAGGCCCCCUUACCUAUGGAGAAUAUAGCCAGAAUGGCAGAGGAGUGUAUGAAGGAUAUAUACGAUGAUGAUGAUGAUGAUAACCUGGAAGAUGAUGAAGAUUUACUGGCUGAGCUGCAGGAAGUGGUGGGCGACGAGGAAACGGAGGAUCGUGUGACACCCACCUCCACGGAAGAGACGCCACAAUCACCACCCCAGUUGGCAAGGGCUCCUCCUGCAGUACCUGGCAGUCUGCAGCACACCUUGGAGGAGAGACUGAGUAUGUACCGGACAGCUGUAGCGCACGCCAAGGCCUCAGGGGAAUCGUCUAAAGCACGGAGAUACGACAGAGGGCUCCAGAGCCUGGAGUCCAUGCUGGUGUCAUUGAAGAAGGGGAGGACGGUGGAUGAGGCUGACAUCCCCCCACCUGUAGCCGGUGGAGCCCCUACCUCCACCGGCCCCCCACGACGUGCUCCUCCCCCUCCGCCCUCUGUUCUUCAACCUGAACCGACACCUCCACAACAGCAGGGGGAGCCAGAGGCUGCUGCUCCUGCUGAAACGUUACCUGUACCUGUCUCCCCUGAGGCAGUAUCACCCAGCAGUGAGGAGGAGCUGUCAUCUAUCUCCACCCUGGCCACUGUUAGCAGCCAUCCUAGCACUGAGGGAGAGGAAGAGACUGGACAGGCCAGCACAGUAGGCGAGGCCACGAAGGCGAUGCUGUUAGGCAGACAGAGAGAGUACAAAGUGGCAGCUCUGAAAGCCAAGCAGCAAGGAGACAUGGAACAAGUCAAACUCUACUUCAGGACCAGCAAGAGGUUUGACGCGGUGAUUGACGCGUUGGAGAAGGGGCAGGAGGUGGACCUGAGUGGCCUGCCACCCUCACUGUCCUCGGGGGUCAUCUCGGCCUUGUCUGGCCCAGAAAAAGAACCCGGUCCUGGACAGAUCUCGAGCCCCAAUCCCCCUGCCUCCACACCUCCAGCCCCCUCUGCUGUCCCUGCCCAGCCUAAAGACGUGCUGGAGGCCCUGGAGCAGCGGAGAGACAGGUAUCAGGAGGCCUGCGCCCAGGCCAAAGCCAGCGGAGACGACCGCAAGGCCCGUAUGCACGAGCGCAUCGCCAAGGGUUUCAUCCAAUCCCUGGCCAGGAGGGGGGGACGGGAGCUGAGCAGGGAUUCGCUGCCGUGCUGGAGGCAGCCAAUAAGCUGGCAUCUGAGGAAACCAUAGUGACAGGAGAGGAGGAAGGAGAGAAUG
Salvelinus namaycush (lake trout) is the source of this 1590-nucleotide messenger RNA. Its product is annotated as coiled-coil and C2 domain-containing protein 1B-like. Gene Ontology annotation, cellular component: nucleus. NCBI's taxonomy places the organism in Eukaryota, Metazoa, Chordata, Actinopteri, Salmoniformes, Salmonidae. Gene Ontology annotation, molecular function: DNA-binding transcription repressor activity, RNA polymerase II-specific; RNA polymerase II cis-regulatory region sequence-specific DNA binding. The transcript is spliced from 11 exons. The record is from RefSeq and is a predicted model, not a curated record. The coding region runs from base 166 to 1563 and encodes 465 amino acids. Gene Ontology annotation, biological process: regulation of transcription by RNA polymerase II.